CUUCCGGUGACGCUUGAUCGCUGAACUCCGACUCCCGUCAGCCCCCGAGAAAACCGCACUGGCUCUACGCGUGUGCUGUCGGAACUUGUAGUUUAGCUAUCGGCCGCGCUUCGUAGGCGGAAACGCGGGCGGACAUAGACGGGAACUACCGAGGCGAAGGUACGGGUGGUAGCGAGAGGUCAAUUCUCGCCAAACGUGGGGUUGGCGGUGAGGCCGGCGGCGGUAGUUGGCGUUGGGUGGGAGGAGAUCCUUUCGCACACACACACGAGGAAGGUUGAGCCGCUGUCGCCCUGGUCGCGAGUGUACAGUCCGGACUGUAUCUGCUGCCCGGGACGCCGGCAAGUGAGUCGUUGGCCUCCAGCUCCCCAGUCUUGCCGUCCUCCCUGGGUCAGUGCGGCCUGCUCCUCCCCGGUCGGCCGCCCCCGCCUCCAUUUCCCGCCCUCUCUUCACCACACACACGGCCCCCCCGAUCAUGGAUCCCAGCAGCGGCGGUGGCGGCGGAGGCGGCGGCGGCGGGAGCAGCAGCAGCAGCGACUCUGCGCCAGACUGCUGGGACCAGACGGAUAUGGAGGCCCCCGGGCCGGGGCCUUGCGGCGGCGGCGGCGGCGGCUCCAUGACCGCGGUGGCCGAGGCCCAACGUGAGAACCUGUGCGCGGCUUUCAGCCGGCAACUCAACGUCAACGCCAAGCCCUUCGUCCCUAACGUCCACGCCGCGGAAUUCGUGCCGUCUUUCCUGCGGGGUCCGGCCCAGCCGCCUCUGUCCCCAGCUGGCGCGGCCGGCGGCGACCACGGAGCAGGGAGCACCGCAGGAGGCCCUUCGGAACCUGUGGAGUCCUCUCAAGAACAGUUGUUGUGUGAGGGUUCAAAUUCUACUGUUAGCAUGGAACUUUCAGAACCUGUUGUAGAAAAUGGAGAGACAGAAAUGUCCCCAGAAGAAUCAUGGGAGCACAAGGAAGAAAUAAGUGAAGCAGAGCCAGGGGGUGGUUCCUCAGGAGAUGGAAGGCCACCAGAGGAAAGUACCCAAGAAAUGAUGGAGGAGGAAGAAGAAAUACCAAAACCUAAGUCAGUGGUGGCACCACCAGGAGCGCCUAAGAAGGAACACGUAAAUGUAGUAUUCAUCGGGCACGUCGAUGCAGGCAAGUCAACCAUUGGAGGACAAAUAAUGUAUUUGACUGGAAUGGUCGACAAAAGGACACUUGAGAAAUAUGAACGAGAAGCUAAAGAAAAAAAUAGAGAAACUUGGUACUUGUCUUGGGCCUUAGACACAAAUCAGGAAGAACGAGACAAGGGUAAAACAGUAGAGGUGGGUCGUGCCUAUUUUGAAACGGAAAAGAAGCAUUUUACAAUUCUAGAUGCUCCUGGCCAUAAGAGUUUUGUCCCAAAUAUGAUUGGUGGUGCCUCUCAAGCUGACCUGGCUGUGCUGGUAAUCUCAGCCAGGAAAGGAGAGUUUGAAACGGGAUUUGAAAAAGGAGGACAGACAAGAGAACAUGCAAUGUUGGCAAAGACAGCAGGUGUCAAACACUUGAUUGUGCUUAUUAAUAAGAUGGACGAUCCAACGGUAAACUGGAGCAAUGAGAGAUAUGAAGAAUGUAAAGAGAAACUAGUACCAUUUUUGAAAAAAGUUGGCUUCAAUCCCAAAAAGGACAUUCAUUUUAUGCCCUGCUCAGGACUGACGGGAGCAAAUCUCAAAGAGCAAUCAGAUUUUUGUCCUUGGUACAUUGGCUUACCAUUUAUUCCAUAUCUGGAUAAUUUGCCAAACUUCAAUAGAUCAGUUGAUGGACCAAUCAGGCUGCCAAUUGUGGAUAAAUACAAGGAUAUGGGGACUGUGGUCUUGGGAAAGCUGGAAUCUGGAUCUAUUUGUAAAGGCCAGCAGCUUGUGAUGAUGCCAAAUAAGCACAAUGUGGAAGUUCUUGGAAUACUUUCUGAUGAUGUAGAAACGGAGUCUGUAGCUCCAGGUGAAAACCUCAAAAUCAGACUGAAAGGAAUUGAAGAGGAAGAGAUUCUUCCAGGAUUCAUCCUUUGCGAUCUUAAUAAUCUUUGUCAUUCUGGACGCACAUUUGAUGCCCAGAUAGUGAUCAUAGAGCACAAGUCCAUCAUCUGCCCAGGGUAUAAUGCGGUGCUGCACAUCCAUACCUGUAUUGAGGAAGUCGAAAUAACAGCCUUAAUCUGCUUGGUAGACAAAAAAUCAGGAGAAAAAAGUAAGACUCGACCCCGUUUUGUAAAACAAGAUCAAGUAUGCAUUGCUCGUUUAAGAACAGCUGGAACCAUCUGCCUGGAGACCUUUAAGGACUUCCCUCAGAUGGGACGUUUUACCUUAAGAGAUGAGGGUAAGACCAUUGCAAUUGGAAAAGUUCUGAAACUGGUUCCAGAGAAAGACUAAGCAUUUCCUUGAUGACCCUGCACAAUACUGUGAGGAAAAUUGACUGCAAAGCCUACUUCACACCACCUUCUCUUACUUUCUGCCCAUUGACAAACCUCUCCCCAUAUUUUGCAAAGAAAAUUCACAGCAAAAGUCCACAUUAUGUCAGCUUUCUCAUAUUGAGAGCUCUGCUAUGCCACUGUUGAAUUUUCCUAAAAUUUUGCCCCCCCACCCCAAACUUCGCUUCCCUGGACAGAUUUGGCAAUAGCUUUGUAAGUGAUGUGGACAUAAUUGCCUACAAUAAUGAAAACCUACAGGAAUUUUUUUAUUUUUCAUUUUCCCCUUAGGCAUAGUUAGUCUUUUUCCCCCAGGCAGAUCAUUCUGAGUGUGCGAGUGUGUAUGCACAUGUUAAAAAGACAACUACCAUGUUAAUAAAAUAUUCACUUUGAAACCCUUUCGGUAUUGGAAUUGCUUUUGAAUACUGUUUUUAUCUUAAUGUAACAUUGUUGUAUUAGCUUUUUAACUGCCAAGUAAUUGAAUCCAUUUUAUUACUUGGAUUUUUCUAAGCUCUCCCUACCCACUCACUUUAAAUGAAGCAUUUACCAACACUGCUCAAGUCUGUAUUAGAGGAAAGCUUUUGUCUGAGCCCUUGUAUUGAUGGUUAAUGCAUAUAUAAGCACCUUUAUGCAAGUGUGACACUGCUCUACUAACUAGGUCUAUUGGUUAUUUUCUGCCAAUUUAUAUUUUAGUGUUUCUUAAAUAUGGUUAAGUUGUUUGGAAAUUUAAAAAAAAACAUUACUGUCAACUUUAUAAGUAAAGCUUAAUGAAACUAUAUCCCUACAGACAACUCCAUUAGGUUGUUACAUUAAUGAAAUUCACAGUAAAAGCAUGUUGAGACUGGCAAACACCCUUUGAUUUCUCUAGUUGCUGCAUGCAUCCAGUCUGAAACCCUGUCAGUUCCACUUUGACAAAGUUAACUCACUUUGUCAGUAACACGGAAGGAUGAAGAGCCUCGCUGCUUCAUGCAGUUUCUCAGUCCACAGACUAAAUGAACAUACUUCGUCAUCACAAACUGCUCACACUAACAUGAACAGGAAUAAAUAGAAUCAAGCUCAGAAUAGGUUUUAUCUCAAUUAUUUCUUAACUGUAAGCUGGAAUUUGCUAACCAUGAUUUGGAUGGACCACAGUGCAGCAUUGUGGUGUGGUAGUUUCAGCUCCAAGGGUGACUUUCUGCUACAGCUAUUAUGCCUGCAAUUGUCGGUGAGACUGACUGGGAAGUGGGAGAGGUUUGUCAGACCUCCUUUGUGUAGAGUGUGAGCUUCCAUUUGUGAGAUUUGGCCUCUCAUGAUUCCUAAGAUAUGUAUGUUCUAACGAUAUGUUUAAUGGUAUGGCCCAUCCCUGUAAUCUUGUUCUGCAGAAACACAAAGCCUAGCUAACUGUAUUUCCAGUCACAAAACAAAAUACAGUGAAAUGCCAACUGCAGAGACAGGGCUAAGGUAGUGCCUACAGCUUCUUUGAACUACACACAUGGCUAUUAAAUUGCAUGAAAUUGAAAAUUUAGGAUGUCUGCAAAUAUCUGGGCUUUUAUUUUUCUGUGCUAUAUGAAAGCUCUAAUGAGAACAAAAUACUUCUUAUAUUUCCAUGCUAAUAAGGAAAAAUAUUAGCAAAUGCUUGAGUCUUAAUGAAUCUUUAGAACCUUUGAGUCACUGAAAUUAUUUCCAAAGAUUUCCCUUUUGAAAUUAAAUAUAUCUUUAAAAACAAGUUAUGUCCGCUAUUAACACUUAACAGACACUGUUAAGAAUGCUGUGUGCAUGUUGCCAAGAUUCUUAAGUGACUUGGCCAGCAUCUGUGAAAGGCCUACCUCUAUGUGGUAAUGUUAGGACAAAGGUAAUUCUAAAGUGUUUUCAUUGGAAUUAUAUCACAUCAACAGGAUUAAUCAACUCCAUACAUUUUUAGGGAUUUUGAAGUUUGAAAGAGUGUAUCUCCAUUUAGACCCAUUUUGAAGUAGUGGUUAUAUAUCAGAUAAUCAUUUCAGUAAGGAGAUUAAAUGUCUAAAGUAAACAUGAAAUAUGUGCAGAUGUUGGAUUUUUAAAGAGCAGUGCAGUUUUGUGCUGUCAGCCUGCCUUCUGCAAGUGUAAACUGUUUAUAUGGUUGACAGCGCAGAAGAGGAUAACUACGUUCUGGGUUGUAAAGAUCUUAUGUUUUUCAGCUAUAGAACAUAGGCAUAUUAGCAUCAUGAUUUGGUUUGCCCCAUUUUGCAUUAAUGAUCAUCAUAUGACUUUUAUGCUGUUAUUUAAUCUUUCAAGUAAAUAUAUUGAAUUUUAAGAGAUGGUAUUUAAAAACAUUGUACUUGUCAUCUCUUCCUUACAGUCUGUGGAAGAGGAAAGACAGCAUUUUUUUGUUGUUCAUACAUAAUUUGCUAUCCAUGGGGGGGCAUAUAUAAAAGCAAAACAUAAGAAAUUGAACUCAGUGUAUACUGCCUGAAAUUUAAUGACAAAGCAAUUUGUAAGUGAUUAAACACUUUUUCUCCUUGUUUUUAAUUAUUAAAACUCUUGAAAUGCAUGGUAAUUGCGUGUACAAAAAUUGUAAACUGAAGUACAAGCUAUUUUCUGUAACGGGUCAUUCAUGUUUGCUACUUCUGAAACCACUAGAUCCUCAGUGUGGGACUUUGAACGUUUGGUUGGACAAUUCUUGUCAUCAGUUGAAGUGCUGCAAAUAUUUUGGCUUAUACUUCCAACUUUUACAACUUAGGGAUCCAUGAUGAACAUUUUGGAAAAAAAAAUCACCCAAACUCCCGUGGCCAUCUCCAGAAUACUAGUAAUCCCUCCGUGACCCUGGAUGACUGUUUACACAGGACAGCACUCUAGCACCUUUGCUCACUGACUGCUGCUUCAUUGAAUGAUGGCUUCAUUGCUUUGGGUAGAGACUUAGAUAGUCAAGGGACAAAGCUGUAGCUUUUAAUGUUAGGCAACUUCCAACUAUUAGAACAUUUGUGAAAAUUCCAGUUACAGUACUAUAACUGACUAUAGAAUGAUUAGAUGUUAUAUUCAUUGUUGGCCUACCUUACUAAAAUAAACUGUUCAAUUAAUCCUCUCACAGACAUAUAUGUAAAGUAGAUAGAUAGCAGUCCACUGUAUUUUGGGGAUUACCUCCAAAUUCUGUAUUUAUUUCUUCCAGCUCAUUUUUCAGUGAUUGUAACAAAUGCCAUCUUAUCAUGAUCAUGUUUCUUAAGAGAUCUUGCCACAGCAGCAACUUGGUAAAUAAGUAUAAUUACAUAUGCACAACUUAAUGGUUUAAAUUUAACAAUUGAUUAGAUUCUGUAGUAUGCAGAAUAGAAAGUUUAUUUUCUAGUAGUAUUUUAGUCAGUUGCAUUUGAACCAAUUUAUUGCCAGAUUUCAGUUAGGGUAGAUUUGAUACUUGAUGGGUUUUGUUCUAGGAUAUUCUAAACUUUUAGAUUCCUAGAAUUUAAUGAGUCUUCCCUUCAAUAAAUAUACUUCUAAUACCUCUAAUCCUAUGCUUCCUUGAAACAAUAAUAUGCUAGCCAAGUUGUUUACUAAGGAUUAUUAUGAGGGCAUGGAGGUACUGAGAGGAGUACAGAUUGAAAGCUUGUUCUCCAAUGCAAGGGAAAAAUAGAUAGGCACUAAGCCUGGACAGGCAGAAAGCAAUGGAUUUCUUAAGUAGCCUGAAUCAGUAUUGCUUUGUCUGCCUUUUCACACAUGCCACUGUGCCCUUUAAACCUUGACCUGGAAACCUCAGGUUUGUGGACUGCACAGGUGAAUGGCUUUUUGUGUCUCCUGAAGCUCACCUUUGCUGGGUGCAUUAGCUUAGAGCUUCAGAUGUCAGCCAGAGUCCUUGCUACCUCCAUUUGCUGCCCGGAGAAGAAUUUGUGCUGGAGCUGGAUGGAGCUCUGGCCCUCCUCAGGUGAUGGUCUUCACCUCCAUUUCCUCCACAUGCAUUAGGUGAAACAGGUCUGAGCCUGCAAGUCUGCAUUUUAAGGGACAUGUUGGCAUCUCAGUAAUGCACACACUUCCUAACUAGUUUUAAAGGAGAAAUGUGGAUCUCUCAGGCCAGGAUUUAGUGACUAACUGGUUAAUACCUAGAGCCCAUUUUAAAAGAAGACAAGAUUGAUGAGAACUAGCUAGGUUUGAUAGGUUUUUGGCCCAAUUCCAGAGCAUGGAUGAGUGUUCUAGGUAGGAAAGAAACUCUUUUCCUAGGAUUUGUAGCUACCUACUGUGCCUGACUUGGUGCCUGUGUGAGGAUUAAGCCCUUAGUCUGCUCUUGCAAUUACCCAAAUGACUGAAGUUUAAAAUUUUUGUUUUGUAACAAUAAAAAUUGUCAUCUUUCCUUCUGAUGUGCUUGUCUGUCUUUAUAAUCACAUUGCUGUACUCUGAGCUACUUUAUAAUAUUUUUGUAUCAGGUAUUGGAAAUAUCUGACAGACUUUUUGGAUGGAUGGACCUAACAGGCUGUUACCUCAGAAUUUAAAACAUGUUUGCUUGGUGUUUGAGGCUUUUGUGUGGUUAUGUAAUGACCUUACAGAACAGAAGCAACCCUCCAGGAAGGGUUAUGAGAGUUACUUGAUAAUAAAUAACAUCACAGUAUGGUUUUCUAUGAACAGUAGAAUUGGAGAGAUUAAUGAUUAUUCUGUCCAAGCUAUGAACCUUAAAAAUUCAGGAUUUUUAAUAAAGAUCAAGAGACCAAAUGG
Arvicanthis niloticus (Nile rat) is the source of this 7062-nucleotide messenger RNA. RefSeq names its product G1 to S phase transition 1 (gene Gspt1). The record is from RefSeq and is a predicted model, not a curated record. NCBI's taxonomy places the organism in Eukaryota, Metazoa, Chordata, Mammalia, Rodentia, Muridae. Gene Ontology annotation, molecular function: GTP binding; GTPase activity.